Parnassius mnemosyne (clouded apollo) is the source of this 4404-nucleotide messenger RNA. Lineage: Eukaryota; Metazoa; Arthropoda; Insecta; Lepidoptera; Papilionidae. The record is from the annotation of a GenBank genome assembly.
AUGGAAGAGGAAAAAUUAAUACGAAAGAAAAAGAAAGCAUUGAAUGGAAGCAACAGGCGUAAUUUAGCAGAGGCUUGUAAUGAUUUGGCUACAUUUUAUUAUAAACAUAAUCGGUAUAGUGAUGCACUCGAAGAGUAUAAAAAUGAAGCUGCUGUCGUCAAAGAUCUGGGCCUACGAAUGGAAUGGGGCACUUGCAAUCGGAUGAUUGGUGAAAUGUAUAUGUUGUUAGCAGAAUUUGAUAAAGCUCUCAAAUACGAGGAGCGGCAUUUAGCUGUAGCAAAAGAAUUGAACAACCUGGUUGAGGAGCAAAGAGCUAUGGCAACUCUUGGUCGUAUAUAUUUAUUGCAAGGUCAGAGUUCUAACGAUGAGAAGGAAGCAAAAAUUUCUCUGACAGCUGCUGAAAAAGCGUUUAUGAAAAGCCUAGUUUUAUGUGAAAAAUUAAAUGGUAAAAUCACAAAGAGUGAACUGAUGGAUAUGCGUGCGCGUCUCUUGCUCAAUAUUGGAGUAGUUCAAGAACAUCUGGGAUGCUUAGAGAAGGCUUUAGACUGCAUCAACAAAGCCAUAACCAUUUGCUCCAAUCAAGACUUAUAUGAUGUCCUACAUAAUUGUUAUGCAUCUGAAGCUUCACUAUACAGUAAUAAACAGAAAGAUUUUGCUAAAGCUUUAAGUUGUUUAAAUAAAGCUUUGGAAGUUGCUAGCCGGCUAGAAGACAAGGUUCUUAAAACAUGUGAAACACUAUCAGCCAAAGCAGAUAUUCUCUGUAAAAUGUCAGACUAUCAGAGUGCUAAACAAGUUCUAAUGAAAGCUUGGAAACUGAAUACACCUGAUGAAGAAGAAAGAGAAAAUAUCGAGUCUAACCUGAAAGUUGUUGCAGCUAUGUGCUACACAGAAGACCUUCUCAUUUCAACUGAUCCUUCUGACCACAUCACUUUCAAGAAAUUGUACGAGAAACUUGGCGAUGGAGCGUGUCAUCUUCGCAACUACGCGGGUGCGGUGGAAUAUUACUUAAAAAUGUUGGACCAUGCGGAGUUAGCUGGUGACUGCGGGAAAACUCUUAUUCCGAUUUACGUCAGCCUCUAUCAAACUUACAAAGACAUGGGUUGUUAUAAUGAAGCACUUCAAUACUAUGACAAGGAAUACGAAUUAAUUAAAGAUGUUCCUAAGGAGGCUUACACUACACUGUUCAACAUUGCUGAAGUACUGUUUUUAGCUAAGAAACCAUACAGUGAAAUUGAGAAGGCAUGUCUUGAAGCAAGGAAAGCAGCAAGGGAUUGGAACAAAAAGAAAUAUGAAAUCAGAGUACUAAAGAGUCUUUUAAAAUAUCAAGAGGAAUAUUUUGAGACUGAUAAAAUGGAACAAACUAAGGAAGAGUUAAGGGCUUUAGGCUAUGAUAACUUUGACAACCUGGACAAUUCUGAAGAUGAACAGAGCUCUCCUGGUGUUUGCGAUGAAGAUACUACUCAUAUUGGCGAUGAUAUUUGUCUUGAAGACUUGACAGAUCUCUCAGACACCAAUGAUGAAGAUGUAACAGAAACUAAAAGAGAUACCAGAAGAAGAGGGAAAGGCUUUACAAUAAAAAAGAAUAUGAAAGGCGAAACACAACUGCAUGUUGCAUGCAUAUCAGGCAACAAACUACUAGUAGAGAGGCUACUUGCUAAAGGUCACCCAGUGAAUGUUAGAGACAAUGCCGGUUGGCUGCCAUUACAUGAGGCUUGUAUACAUGGACACUUGGACGUUGCUAAUAUAUUGAUUAAUAAUGGUGCUAAUGUAAAUGACAGAGGAGGGGCUAAUUGUGAUGGCAUAACACCUUUAUAUGACGCUGCUAGCAAUGGACACUUGGAAGUUGUGCAAUUGUUACUUGACAAGGGAGCUAUACCUUCACUCAAAACUGACUUCGGAGAGACUCCAUUACACGUUCUACAAAAGUGGCGCGCCGGAACUAUUCUAACAAGAGAUGAAGAAGUGUUAUACAAUAAUAUAUGCAAUAAAAUACAUAAUUUUAUCGAUAAAACUGCUGGGUCAGAUAUAAGAUUAAAUAGAUCUAAAUCUAAAACACCAGUUAAACCAAUCAAAGAUACAACUCCACCAAGUACAUCAAAAAUGACCAGUAGAAUUAGGGAAUUGAAUUCACCAGUAUUUAAAAGAAGGAAUAUCAUUGAUGAUGAUAGUGAUGAAGAAAUAAAUCUAUCUCAAAAUUUUAGAAAUCAAACUGCUUUUCCAUCCGAUGACUCUAACGAUUCCUCUGAUGACUGUGUACCGAAAAAUAAUAAAAAUGAGAGUAUGGGAGUUUUAGAGUACAGGAGCGCAAUAUCGGCUUUGAGAAAUAGAAAUGCAGAAUUUCCUGAAGUUGAUGUUAAAAAAACAAAACCAAAACCAAAACCGGCUCUGCUGGAUCAGAAUGAAGUUGACGACGACUGGUUAGAAGACGACGUCGGCAUAAAUAACAAGUCUAAGAAAAGAAAACUGAAUGAUCCCUUCACUGUAGCUCCUAAGAAAAAUCCCUUUGACAGUGUUAAAGAAAGCAUUGAAAAUAUUAACAAAAUUGAACCACUUGUGGACAACAACAUUAAUGACAGCUUAAGACAGAAAAAACCGCGAAUCAGUGACGUGUUCGACAUUAGCGAUAACAGUUCAGAAUCUGACAAUUAUCAAAGAAACGAAAAUAUAUGUCCGAGGAAGCAAGCAAUUGAAUCUAUGAGGAAUAUUACUCGAGAUUUAAAUGAAUCAAAAUCUAGAGAUAGCAGAGACAGUAUGAGAAGACGAUGGAAAAGGCAGAGCACAUUAUUAAAAGCUGGAUUUCAGAGGAAUAAAGACGAUUUUGACGAAUCUAGUAAUAGUGGAAGUGACAAUGAAUUGAUUUAUAGAAAUGUAAGACAUUCAACUCCAUCUGGAAAAUUGUCACGGAAUUCUUCCGGGGAAAAUUUUAAAAAUAACGAUAACUUUAAUAUGGUUCAAAGCAUGAAUCCAAAUAUCCUUCAACCAUUAAAUGUGAUGCAACCUAUUAAUAUUGUGCAAUCUAAAAAUGGGAGAGCAAUGCAGACACAAAUUUUACCACCUGCAGCUGUUAAGGUUCAUGUUGAAGAUAAAGUGUUCCUCAUCUCCCUUAAAUUAGACACAAUAAACAAGCUAUCUAUCAGCUGGCUGGUUGAAGAAGUUAAGUCGAGAUAUUACAAGUUAACAGGUGUCAGACCAGUGUUCAGCCUCAUGACGUCUGAUGGCGCGAUACUUUCGGAAGACGACCCCCUCAGCUUGGUAUUAGCAUCGCCUGAGCUAAAGACAUGUAUAAGCACUUGGAAGGCAUCGCCAGCUGAAGAGAGAUAUUUGGAAUGUUGUGAGGCCUUGGGAAUAGCCCCAUCGCAAGAAAUUCAACAAGCCGUCGGCAGAAGUCACACAACGCGUAGACUUGCACUGGGUGCAAACACUCUGUUCUCGUCACAAAUACGACCUUUAUUUAGGGCUCUUACACACCAAACUCAUAUAACUGCUAUAAUGGUAGCCAACAACAAUCUAGGAGAUGAUGGUAUGAAGUACUUAACUGAUACAAUCUGCACUAUGAAACAUUUAUCACAUUUGGAUGUCAGUUACAACAAUAUCACUAAUGAUGGAAUGAAAAUAUUAUUAAAUAUUUUUGAAAAAUCUACUCGCCCUAUCUGCCAAGCACUAGAAGAAUUGAUCCUAAGUGGAAAUCCAAUAGGAGAUGAAGGAUUCAAGUGUAUAAUCAAAAUCACUCAAUAUAUUAAGUUAAAAACGCUAAAAUUAAAUAGUUGCAGAAUAACUCACAGUAGUGUGAGUGAUGCUAAUAAUUUGAAAUUAAACUUCGAUAAUAUAGAAUCAAUUGAUUUAAGCAAUAAUGAUUUAAAACAAGUAAUGGUGAGUUUUCUCAUGACAUCUUUAAGUCCAAAUCACAUAAUAGAUUUGGAAUUAGACAAUAUUGGUGUAGAGGGCAAUGUAGCGGGAUGUAUCGCAAUGUUUAUGGAUUCAGCCAAAGAAUUGAAGAUAAGAAGAUUCGGCUUAUCAAAUUGUAAACUAGUCGAUGGGCAAUUUAUGAGGGUUUUUAGGAGUCUGAGUCGAGUGAAGCAUUUGCAAUCAUUGACUCUAAAGGAAAAUAUGCUAACAUUUAUCACACUAAAGAAAUUACUACAGCGGCAACCGCCUGUGCCGCAGAUAAACUUGGAAGGUUGUCAUGACAUAUUUAAAUUUUCACCAGACUCCGAUUUCCAAGUAUGGCUCCCAGCUAUUGACUUUGGAAGGUGCAUUCCUGAAAUAAAUGUUACACCAGUAUUAAAAUCGGACGAAGAAAGGGAAAGCUUUAAAUUGUUCUCUAAAACUUGGCUGACAUGUUUCAAAGGCAGAGGAGUUAUUGAGCAUUGUGAAGGCGGUGUUACGAAAUUCACUGCUAGAUGA